Messenger RNA from Paracoccidioides lutzii Pb01, 285 nucleotides. RefSeq lists its product as hypothetical. The record is from RefSeq and is a predicted model, not a curated record. The transcript is spliced from 2 exons. Bases 1 to 285 code for a protein of 94 amino acids.
AUGAAUCACUCGCGCCUCCUCUCCCAGGAGCCCAAAGAGGUUCAGAAGCUUCUUCGCUGCUGCCAGUCGUCGUCGUUCUUCUUCUAUCUGGACCUGCAGGAUAUCGAUGGACGACGGAUCAUGGGUGAUAAAGAGGCAUUGCUAAAGGCAACGAAAAGGAUUUUCAAUAGUCCAAUUAAGAAGAAAAUGGGUGCUGGACACCCAUUGCAGAAUCAUGGGUAUUGUAUAGUACAUUUUGAAAAGACAGUCAAGCAGCAGUUGAAAAACAAAAAAUAUAAGAUUUAA